AAUUCAAAACACAACUGACUAUUACAUUAAUUAAUUGUCUUCGUCGGCAAAAAUGGGCUUCAAAACUGGACUAGUGCUGGGCGCUCUCCUUGCGGGAUGCUUCGCUCUCCCAAAGCCCGAAGAGGACCUGUCAAAGUAUUUCGACCCGCGUGACACCCGCAUCGUCGGCGGCUCAGAGGCCGCAGAAGGCAGUCAUCCUCACAUGGUGGCGCUCCACAAAGGACUACUGGUCUCUAGUUACUUCUGUGGCGGUUCUGUUGUGGGACGCAGAAGUAUUUUAACUGCUGCACACUGCAUUGGUGCAGGAUCCGUUGUACCUGGGAUACUUUUACCGUCUCUCCGGGCUACCGUCGGUACAAACCGUUGGCACAUCGGAGGACAAACCUACAGGCUAAGUCAUGACAUCACACACCCGGAAUACGACUUUCUACACAUCAGAAAUGACAUCGGUCUGCUCAUCACUGACACUGAUAUCCAAUUUUCUGAUCGCGUGAAACCUGUGCCUCUUUCUGUCGUUUUCACCCCUGGGGGAGAGAAAGCAAAAUUAGCUGGCUGGGGAAGAGUAAUUGUUGGCGGUCCCAUUCCUCCAACCCUCCUGGAGCUGGACACCACCAUCGUGGAUGGAGACACGUGUGUUCAGCUCGCAGCUGAGGCUGUGCCGAACUUCCCUGACUUCAGUUUCCCUGAUGUAGAACCUGAAAUCCAUAUCUGUGCACUAAACUCUGUUGGGCAUGGCGGUUGUAAUGGCGACUCCGGCAGUGCCUUGGUCCGCGUCGAGACAGGUGAACAGAUCGGAAUCGUAUCUUGGGGCUUCCCCUGCGCAACUGGAGAUCCAGACGUUUUCGUUAGAGUUAGUGCUUACCAAGACUUCUUGAGCGCUAACCUUGUUUGAGGAUUGUUUUAUUACGACGACCAUUAAUAGGAUAAUCAUGAGAAACAAACUGUAUGAUAUAUGUGAUGUAUCACACUGUGAAGAAUAAAU
Messenger RNA from Trichoplusia ni (cabbage looper), 982 nucleotides. Its product is annotated as chymotrypsin-2-like. NCBI's taxonomy places the organism in Eukaryota, Metazoa, Arthropoda, Insecta, Lepidoptera, Noctuidae. The coding region runs from base 53 to 892 and encodes 279 amino acids. The transcript has 5 exons. Gene Ontology annotation, molecular function: serine-type endopeptidase activity. The record is from RefSeq and is a predicted model, not a curated record. Gene Ontology annotation, biological process: proteolysis.